Messenger RNA from Fundulus heteroclitus (mummichog), 2491 nucleotides. It is a transcript of the gene kcnj1b, whose product is annotated as potassium inwardly rectifying channel subfamily J member 1b. The record is from RefSeq and is a predicted model, not a curated record. The transcript is spliced from 2 exons. NCBI's taxonomy places the organism in Eukaryota, Metazoa, Chordata, Actinopteri, Cyprinodontiformes, Fundulidae. Gene Ontology annotation, biological process: regulation of monoatomic ion transmembrane transport; potassium ion import across plasma membrane. Gene Ontology annotation, cellular component: plasma membrane. The coding region runs from base 691 to 1839 and encodes 382 amino acids. Gene Ontology annotation, molecular function: ATP-activated inward rectifier potassium channel activity.
UUUUCAGUGCUGCAUAGAUCCAUGUAAGAGUUUAAUUGUUGAAUAGUUCGGUGGAACCAUCUCCUUUCGGUUUAAUUUGGAUGCACCACUGAAAGCUUAUCUGAUAGAUGUCAGAUUUUUCCCUUACGAGCAGAAAAUGGUUCACAGAUAUAAAAACUGUAGCCAGCAGAACCAGGAUAGCGAGGACACUGUGGUCCCUGCAGCUCUUCAUUUUGAUGUAAAUGUGAGGCAACCUCGCAGGUUCAAAACUGGGGGAGGGGGACCUAAGGAAAUGGAACUGGAGGGAUCUUUUGUGUGGCCUCCUGUAAAUCUCAAAUGUUCUCAGAACUGAAAACAAAAACAGCAUGAGCGCUGGUGCCAGCCAACUUUGGUCGCCUCAAGUGACGCACCUACUGCCCCCAACAAAGAAAAGCCCACUGAAGGCAUUCAAACUGCCGUUUUCCAGACCAUUCCUCCCUCCCCAUCAGACUUUUACAGUGUCAAAACCAUGAAGGGAGUCGCCCACCGGGAGUUCUGCAGCUGUACGAGGCCGGUGUACAUGGUGGCAUGUGGCUGGGAUUAGGAAAUUUCACUGUGGAUUAAAAUCUUUCCAACUCCUCCAUGGCCACCGGCUAAAGGAAAAAGAGUCCAAAGCUCCAGCGCUGAUCCAGUCAGCACUCCGGGUCCACAGUCUCACUGAGCAGAUCCAGGAUGUUCCAGCUGCUCCCGGGUCAAAUCCAGCAAACUGGACACCGAACCCGAAAAAGCCGUCUGGUCACCAAAGACGGACACUGUAACAUUGAGUUUGGCAACAUUGAGUACAGUAACCAUUUUGCCUUCGUGGUAGACUUCUGGACCACCUUUGUGGAGAUCCGCUGGCGCUUCGUUCUCCUCCUGUUUGUGGCUGCCUUCACAGGCAGCUGGUUCAUGUUCAGCUUGUUGUGGUACUGGAUCGCAAAGAGCAACGGGGACCUCGCCGUGCAGAACCGAACAGAAGGGCACGUCCGGUGUAUAGACAAUGUUAACGGCCUCACAACGGCAUUCCUGUACUCGUUAGAGACCCAAACCACCAUUGGAUAUGGGGGCAGGGCACUGACUGGGCACUGUGCUGGUACAGUGGCUCUGAUUAUUAUCCAGUCCCUAGUUGGAGUCUUCAUCAACUGCUUUAUGUGUGGCAUCAUCCUGGCCAAGAUCUCCUUACCCAAAAAAAGGGCAAAGACUGUCACCUUUAGCACCACAGCUGUUAUCUGUUUGAAGAAAGGAAGUCUAAGUCUCCUCAUCAGAGUGGCCAACCUGAGAAAGACUUUACUGAUUGGAAGCCAGAUUUAUGGGAAGCUGCUGAAGACAACCACAACGCCAGAUGGAGAGACCAUCAUCCUGGAUCAGGUGGAUGUUGACUUCAUGGUUGAUGCUGGCAAGGAUAACUUGUUUUUUGUUUGUCCACUAACACUCUACCACGUCAUUAACAAAUCGAGUCCAUUCUACGAGUUGUCAGCCGACACUCUCCCCCUACAGGACUUUGAGUUGGUGGUGUUUUUAGACGGGACUGCUGAAUCAACCAGCUCCUCCUGCCAGGUACGAACCUCAUACAUCCCACAGGAGAUCCAGUGGGGCUACAACUUCCUUCCCAUCAUCUCUCGCACUAAAACAGGAAAGUAUCGAGUGGAUUUCUCAAACUUUUCUAAGAGUGUCCAGGUCACCACGCCACACUGUGUACGUUGCUUUGAGACAGACGUAGACCAGAGAAACCACAACAUCCACAACAAGGAGAACCACAUCAACCAGCUGAAGUUGGGCAUUGACAACCUGGGCUUCCAGGUGAUCGACAUUCACAGCCCUGUGGUUGUCACAAAGAUGUGAGAUGCUCCUGUUCUAGAGAAAAAUUAAAAGCCAAGGAAUCAGGAUGUGGGUCGACCGUUUCUCUUUUAGUCAGACUUUUUCAAGUAUUUCAAGUACUAAAGACAAAAGAAUGGUUUUGUAAUGCUAAGGGCAGUAGAAAAGAACGGUGAAAACUGUUACCUGACAUGAAUUAGACUGCUUAUUGCAAUAUGACCCCCACUGGGAGUUUCUGUGGGGGUAAAAUUUGGAAGACACUUUGAAGUUUUGAUACGGUGAACGUUAAAUAGGUAAAACAGUGAAAGGCACAGAGGGCCUUUCUUGAGAAGAUUAGAGUCUGAUCCUGUGCUAAUGUAACGUUUGGGCCUUUUUAAGAGAACAAGCUUGUUAAUCUUGGUUAAAAACUAACUCUGAGGUGUUUUUGUCAUGUUGACAGAUCCUGUAUUUCAUGAUAAUGAAGAAACGGUAAGGGUAGCUGUAAAUGUCAUAAUUUAGUUAUAGUCAGUCUCGAGUUUAGAGAUGAAACUUUGUAAUGCUGUAACAUCUCAGGGAAAGUAAGACCUUUAGCUGGAAUAAAUCUUUUUUUCACAAGUAUUUGUCUUACCGUUCAUUAUUGUCACGUUCAAUAAUGGGUCUUUGGGUGAUUUAAUCAUAGCCUGUUUGAUAUAAUCCCAAA